AUGGCUACAUGCAUGGGAGCUCAAAAUGCAGUCUGUCGAAGUUUACGGAGGGUUCGUCCUCAACGGCCAUUGAUAUACACCCUGAAGCCCGCAACAAGAACCCGCCAAUUCCAUUCAUCGAGAGUUCGUCGUGAAGCACAUGAGAACAACCAGAAGAACAGUCAGAAAAACGAUCAAAAUGGAUCAUUUACAUCACGUCUAGGCCAUGCCUGGAAGGACACGAAGAUCGAAUGGCAGCCAAUUCCUAUCGGUCUCGGGAUCGGCUUUCUGGGACUGUGGCAGCUUUAUCGAGUAAGAAGGGAUACAGAGCGAUUGAGAGACCAGGAGAUAGAAGAAGAUGGAAAUCCACCGCGUCGAAAGAGAAUCCGGCCGUCAGGACCUUGGCAGGUGCAGGUCAUGUCAACGCUGCCCCUGAAAGCCUUGUCACGAUUAUGGGGACGAUUCAACGAACUUGACCUGCCAAUGCCUCUACGUAUCCCAGGUUUCAAGUUAUAUUCUUGGAUAUUUGGCGUCAAUCUGGACGAAGUUCAGGAGCCAGACCUUCGAACUUAUCCGAACCUGGCGUCCUUCUUCUAUCGUGAACUGAAACCUGGUGUGCGUCCGAUAGAUCAGGAUCCAAAUGCCAUCGUAUCGCCAUCCGACGGAAAAGUCCUGUCGUUUGGUAUGAUUGAACGUGGUGAGGUUGAGCAAGUCAAGGGUAUGACGUAUAGUCUGGAGGCAUUACUUGGAGAGGCUAGUCCUUCACGGGCAGCAAUGGAAAGCCAUGGAGUCAGGCCUGCAGACAUGGAACAUGCACCCGGGAACAUGGCCAUGGAUGAAGAAUUCGCUACCGUCAACGGCAUUUCAUAUACUCUGCCUCAUCUGAUGUCGGGUUCGAAGAAUAAGCCAAAGAAAGAAACAGCCAUGGAUGCAUCCACUGCAUCAGGACCAUCAUCAGAAGCAAAAGUCAAGGCGGACUUAGCGCUGGGUGAUGGACGUCCUUGGUACGCACCCAAAGCAUCAAACAAUGCCCUAUAUUACUGUGUGAUCUACUUGGCGCCUGGCGACUAUCACCGUUUCCAUUCACCAAUCUCCUGGGUUGUUGAGAGCCGUCGACAUUUCGCCGGUGAACUCUACUCUGUGUCUCCGUCAUUGGCGCUGGGGUUUCUUUAG
Talaromyces marneffei is the source of this 1152-nucleotide messenger RNA. RefSeq lists its product as uncharacterized. The record is from RefSeq and is a predicted model, not a curated record. Gene Ontology annotation, cellular component: mitochondrion. Gene Ontology annotation, molecular function: phosphatidylserine decarboxylase activity. The transcript has 2 exons. Bases 1 to 1152 code for a protein of 383 amino acids. NCBI's taxonomy places the organism in Eukaryota, Fungi, Ascomycota, Eurotiomycetes, Eurotiales, Trichocomaceae. Gene Ontology annotation, biological process: phosphatidylethanolamine biosynthetic process.